Molecule: messenger RNA, 4697 nt
Organism: Metopolophium dirhodum (rose-grain aphid)
Lineage: Eukaryota; Metazoa; Arthropoda; Insecta; Hemiptera; Aphididae
Exons: 19
Coding region: 462-3074 (870 amino acids)
Cellular component (GO): nucleus
Molecular function (GO): zinc ion binding
Source: RefSeq, a predicted model, not a curated record
CGUUACCGUAUGGCGUAUGAUGAUUGGUGUUAUUGGUGUUUAGUGUAAAUGGUUGUUUUUUGUUUUCUUUCGCGCGACUUGUAGACCGUAUAGUAGCGCGCAGAGCAACGACGCCGGACCGCAUCCGCGUUCUCGUGCACGAACCGUCGCUGGAUAAUUAAGCUUUAAAGUGUUUAUCUUUCCUCGUCGGAGUGUGCGUCCUGGAUCCGGCGAGCGCGUUUUUACUCGAUAAUAAUAAUAAUCCUCCGGUGGGUACGUUUUACGUUGCACUAUUGAAUCCAAAUCAUCACCGUGUUCUCGCCGCUAAGUCAAUCAUCUCGCGGUCUGCGUUUUAAUGAUCGUAUUUCCCGUUGCAUCAUCGCCACCAUUGCCUUCGGCGUCCGCCUUCCAGACGCGUACGAAUCGUGUGUCGUCGAUCUCGUGUGCUUCUUCCCGAACGCCGCCAAAGCCGUUGUUUCACCAUGGACAACGUUUACAAGUGCCGAAUAUGCUAUCGCAUGUACCACGACAAGGAAGUUGUCAUCGAUUUGUCGUCGGAGGAGGCAAAGGAAGAACAAAUUGCCGCCAAAAUACUCUGUGCCCUGUCAAUCAUGAUCACUGAUCAUGAUCCUAUAAAGCAUAUUUGUAGAAUAUGCUAUGGGCAAGUUGAAGUUAAUUUCAGAUUUGCAACUGCAUGUCGAAAAAAUAAUGCAAAAUAUAUCGAAAACUUAACAAAUGAACCUUCAAAUAAUGUGGUCAAAACAGAAUAUAAAAAAUUUAUGAGAAUACCGGUUCAUGCUUUGUUUAAUAAAUACCAUUUUGAUGUGAAAGGCUUAUUUGGUGCAGUAACAAGCUUUUUGAAUGAUACUAAUGAAAACCUAAGUUCGACCAAACAUUUUGAAAAUUUUGACCGAUAUUUUGGUCUUAAUAACAGUAUUUCAAAUCAAUUUGAUAUUGAAAAUGAUACACCUAUUCCAGAAAGCUCUUCGGUAUUUGAAGUAAAUAUACCUAGUACAAAUGGGUCCAAUGUUGAAACUGAUGAUGUUAUUAUUGACCAAGUUCAUAAUUCUGGUGACACUGAUGAUGUUAUUACUGACAAUAUUCAUAAUUCUGGUAUAGAUCUUAAUAACCGAUCUUUAAGACCUAUCAUUAACACAAAUAAUAUAAACCAUGCAACUAACGCUAGCACAUCUAGAAACAUUCUAUUAAAUGCACAUAUUCCUGUUAUGAGUUCAAACAAUCUAAGCCAUACAAUUAAUACUAGUUCAGGCAUCUUUCGUAUUAUUCCUACUGUUGGAACAAAUAAUGUAAACAAUGCCACAAAUAAUAUAAAUCAAUCUAGAAACAACCGUCCUAUUAUUUGUAAAAAUAAUGUAAUCAAAUCAACUAGAUUUUGCAUAUUAAGUAAACCUCAAAUACUUAUGAACGGACGGCAUGUUGAUACAAAUACUGUACAAAAUCUUGGUUCUGCUGCACAUUUAAAUCAACCUAAUGUGAAUAGUCCGUCCAUAGUCCAAAGUACAGUUAAUAAUCACAGUGAUAGUGUUCAAUCAAAGAGAAAUGGACAAAUAAACGAUGAUGAAGUAAUUUGUUUGGAUGACGAUGAUGAUGAUGAUGACAAUAAUCAUAUUCAUAAUGACAAUAAUAAUAAUGGUAAUGGCAAUAAUUUACAAAGGCUUGAAAAUUCCAUAAAUCCUUUAAACCAGUGGAUAUUACCACCACCAUCACCACUACUAAACAGAAAUACCAAUACCAAUAAUAAUGCUAAAACCAACUUCCCUAAAUCAUAUCAAAAUAAAAACAAAAAUAAUGCAAAUAAUAUCAUUAAAAUCAAAAGAAAAGUAAUUUUUUUGAACAACAGUGCACCAUCCACAAAUAUCUCAAGUGAAGAAAUGACAGUUACUCCAGAUAUGCCACUUUCAACUUCUGAUGAGGGUUCUUUAUUAAAUCAGGGAGAAGACAUGUACUUUGAUGUAGACAAUGAGCCAACUGAAUCAUUACUAGUUGAACCAGAAACUGAACCAUCAAGAGUUUUACCAGAUACUGGAUUCCAUUUUUUAUUCUCAACUGAUGAAACAGUUGACUUGACCACUAAAGACAAUACACCAAAAAAAAAACCAGUCAUAAAACAAAAGAAAACUCCUAAACCCAAAAAGGCUGUGGCUUCUAAGAAACAGACUCAGAAAACUUCCACUGCUCAAAGUAAUCCAAAAACAAAAAGUCAACUAAUAAGAUCGUCUACAUCAUCAACUAUAGAAAAAAAACAAACUCGGAAAACUUCCAUUGCUCUACAUAAUCUAAAAACAAAAGGUCAACUACUAAGAUCAUCGACUUUGCCAACUACAGAACAGUCGGACACGCCACUAACAAAGCCUAGGCCCAAGAGAGCAUCUGCUAUUGACAGUGCUGCUGAGAAUAGAAAUUCUGGUUUAUGUAAAUUAGGAAAACACAUAGAGAGCAGAGACUGCAGAUGGACCUUACCUGUUAUAAAUAAUAUUUCAUUACCAAUGUUUCAAUGUCCAAUAUGUGAUGUGUUUCUCUAUAGUCCAGAGUCACGCAAAACACAUGAAGUUUUAAAGCAUUCCUCGCUGCUUGAGUCUAUACAUGAACCUGUGAAUGUUGUUUCUACCCCAAGAAAUACUGAACCGUUAACUGAACAGUUAACUCUUUUUAAUUAUUUGCAACUUUGCGUAACAUCAAAACAUAAAACAAAAGCAGUCCAUCAAUUAGCCAAAAGAACAAAUUUGUUGAAAGCAUUUAAGACUUUAGGACAUAAUACUAUUGACUCCUUUAAGUGUAAAUAUUGCCCAUAUACAACAGAUCUUAUAUUUGCUUUAUGGGCUCACAUGACCUCCAAACAUCUUUAUCUAAAAUGUGAUUCUGAAAAAAAGUCAUGUUUAUAUUGCUUUUUGUGCAAUCGCAUAUUAACUAAACGUACAACAAUGCUCAAACAUUUAGACGCUUGUAUAAAUAAACAUAAUGAAUUACCAAUUACUAAUAACUCAAGUAAAAGAUUAAUAUGUGUACAUUGCAAUGAAGGUUUUGAUUCAUUGAUAGAACUUGAAAAACAUACUUGGGGACAUGCAAAAAAGUAAAAGUAGGGUUAUAAACAUUCAUAUUACUUAUAUAACAUACAUAUAUAUAGUAUAUAAUUUACAUAUAUAUAUUGUAUAUAUAUGUAUAUAUUUUAUAACUGACAUUUGUAUAAACUUUUUUUUGUUUUUAUAAGUUAUAGUGUUAUCCAUUAGAUGUUAUAAAUAUUUCCUAAACUAUUGUUAAUAUUAUUAGAUUGUUCAAAAGUAAUCUGUUUGAAAUUGUAAUUUAAUUUCAAAGUAAAUAUAAUUCAAAACUACUUAUACUUUUUACCAAUUUUAAUUUCACUGAAGGGUAAACAUGCAUUAUUUCAUAUUGAUUUAUACUUUAAUAUAAGUAUGUUUCUUUGCUUAGUAUAAUCUUUUAGUUAUAUCUAAUGAUUUAUCAUUUCUUUUGUUACAUUGAAAUAAUGCAAGUUAAAAAUUGUAUGUCUUAUUUAUAUUUACUUUAAGAUUUUUUUUUAUAUUAUUAUUAUUAUUACUAUUUUUUUUGUACACAAGCAAUUAAUCGUGUAUGCUUGUCCUACUAAAUUUAAGUAUUUCUAACUAAUGAUAAUUAUAUAACUAAACUAAAACUAAAAAUUUUAUUGAAUAAAAUCCGUUAUUAUCUUAUAAACUGUUGAAUGCAAAUAAAAUUAUCACUUGCAUUCUACUAAUUUAAAAACAAUAUUAAUUUUUUUAUUCAUAACAUGUCGACUUCAUAAAUAUCUUGAUACAUCAUACUUUAUAAUAUUUAUUUAUUGUAUGUAGUGAUAUUCAGAUAUUUCUAACUUGGGGGUUUUUCCAAUUUGUUUUUAAAAACUGUUUGUUUACUUUUAUACUACAGUUAAAAUAUUUUUUAUGUUGUUAUUAAUUAUUAUAAUUUAUUUUUAUUAAGUUUGCCGAAACAGAACUGAUUUUUAUAAUAUGUCAAAAUGAUGACUGGGGUAUUUUUAUCUUGUAUUAUUUGUUUAUUUAUUAUAUUAUUGAUAUGUUAUUUGUUUUAUAUAUACAAAUUAUUACAACAUGCAUAAUGCAUAAAAAUAACUAUGAUUAAUACUAUAAUAUUUAAGAAGUUAACUGAUUAACAUUAAACAUAACACAUGUUGAUAAAAAAAAAUGUAUGGUUUAAUUUGUAUAAUUGUAAAAUUAUUUUGUAAGCUUAUUUGCAAAAAAUAACAUUAGUCUUCAGGGACUUCAAUAUUUGUCUUUUGCUGAGUCUUAGUUACAUCCAGGUGUGGUUUAUUCUCUAGCAAUAUUUAAAAGAUAUUGGUGUCUGGUGGACCGUUGAUGGAUAAUUGUAUUUAACAUUUUUUUUUCAUGGAAUACUGUAACUUAUUUUGAUACAUAAAAUAAGUAUUUAAUUUUAUUAUUUUUAUUUUUAAAUCUGUAUGUAUUGUUUGACAAGUUGUGUGAAUGUAUAUAUAUCUAAUAAUUUUAUAUAUUUAAUCAUUAAAUAUGUGGGCAAAAUUAAUCAAAUUAUUAAAAAAUAGUUUGAAUAAUUUUAAUUUGCAUACUCAAUUAAAGUAGUGAAAAUUCAAUAAGAAUAGAAAUUGUUCUUGUUGAAUGAACAUGAACCAGUACAAUGAAGUGAAUUUUGUUAAUAAUUGUCCAUAAUUUAUUAAUCAUAAGUAAGCACACUUGUCA